Messenger RNA from Pseudozyma hubeiensis SY62, 1263 nucleotides. RefSeq lists its product as hypothetical. Lineage: Eukaryota; Fungi; Basidiomycota; Ustilaginomycetes; Ustilaginales; Ustilaginaceae. The record is from RefSeq and is a predicted model, not a curated record. Gene Ontology annotation, molecular function: structural molecule activity; protein binding. Gene Ontology annotation, cellular component: proteasome regulatory particle, lid subcomplex. Gene Ontology annotation, biological process: ubiquitin-dependent protein catabolic process. The transcript has a single exon. The coding region runs from base 1 to 1263 and encodes 420 amino acids.
AUGACGGCACCACAAACGGUAGCACAGGCCGAUGAGGCCAUCAAGGCCGGCAACACUCAGGAAGGCGAGCGUAUCCUCAAAUCCAUCCUCUCCAACCAAUCCACUACAACCGAUGAUGCGCAGCUCAAGGAGCAAGAAGCGGCUCUCCUACGACUCGGAGAGCUCUACCGCGACACCAAGAAUGCCGAUGCUCUGGCAGAGACCGUUCGAUCCUCACGCACGUUCAUGAGCUCCAUCGCCAAAGCCAAGACCGCCAAGCUCGUGCGCACGCUCAUCGACUACUUUGAAGGCAUCCCCGGCAGCCAGCAGACGCAGAUCCAGGUUGCCAAGGAGAAUGCCGAGUGGGCCAAGUCCGAGAAACGCAUCUUCCUCAAGCAGAACCUCGAGACGAAACUCAUUGGUCUCUACUUUGAGAGUAAAAAGUAUCGCGAAGCAUUGCCUCUGAUCGACACGCUGCUGCGCGAACUCAAGAAGCUCGACGACAAGAUGAUCCUCACCGAAGUGCACCUGCUCGAAUCCAAGGUCAACCAUGCCAUCUCCAAUUUGCCCAAAGCGAAAGCGGCGUUGACAUCCGCAAGAACCGCAGCGAACUCGAUCUACUGCCCGCCUACACUUCAGGCUCAGCUCGACAUGCAAGCCGGUGUGCUGCAUGCAGAAGACAAGGACUACACCACCGCCUACUCGUACUUUUUCGAGACGCUCGAAGGCUUCGCUCUGCAGGAGGACGCGAGAGCACCGCUGGCGCUCAAGUACAUGCUGCUGUGCAAGAUCAUGCUCAACCUCUCCGAGGACGUCAACAGCAUCAUCAGCGGCAAACACGCCACCAAGUACGCCGGUAGAGACGUCGAGGCCAUGAAGGCGGUAGCCAAGGCGCACGAGGAUCGAAGUCUCGAAGCAUUCGAACAGGCGCUCCGAACGUACAAGGAUGAGCUCUCCAACGAUCCGAUCGUCAAGAACCACCUGUCGGCGCUGUACGAUACGCUGUUGGAGCAGAACCUGUUGCGCGUCAUCGAGCCGUAUUCGAGGGUGGAGAUCGCACACAUCGCAAAGGAGGUCAGACAACCGGUGAGGGAGGUAGAGGUUAAGCUGAGUCAGAUGAUUUUGGAUAAGGUGUUCCAUGGAAUUCUGGACCAGGGCGCCGGUUGUUUGGUCGUGUACGAUCAACCGGUGGAGGACAAGACGUAUCAGGUGACGUUGGAUACGUUGAAGCAUGUGGGCAAUGUGGUGGAUUCGCUAUACAAGAAGGCGAAUAAGCUUUCGUGA